GUUACAUCCGGACAUGACGGGAAAACCUUCUUUGAUUUACAAAAAAUAAGAUAAGAUGGAACCACCUGCAAUUUUUGCUACAUGGCUAAACCAUAUGACGAUACUGUAAUGAGUGUUUCCUCGUUCAUUCCACUUAAAGAUUUGAAAUGAUGAGAGGCUAUGUGGUGCUAUUCUUAUCAAUUCAUCUGUUUGAACAGAUUCAAAUUCUGGACGCCUUUAUCCUAAGUUGUAAUGCAUCUCUACAGACUGUCAGACGUGUGACAAUGUGUCCGUCAAACAUUUCCGCUUAUGAAGAAGCUGUCCAGAAAAAGAACUGUUCAUCACUAGCUCCAGAUGCACAAACAUGUCAAUCAUUUCAAUAUCAUUGUGUCUUGAAUGAUGAUUUGAACUAUGCGAUUGAAGUUUGCGCACCAUCAAUGUAUAUUGUUGGUUAUGUCUGUACCAAAUUCAGCACAAUCCACAAGAGUAUCAUGCGAAUAGAUGGAUUUGCCUGUAAUGAUUCUUUCACGGCGUGUCCUUUUGGAUACAACUCAACAGAAUCCUUUAAAUAUUUGCCAUGUUAUGCAAACGUUAAUAAGCUGCUACCAACUGAAUUACCUCCACGGAGAGAAAUCAGUGAAACCGUGGAACCCUGGCUGAUUGUGCUUGUUAUUCCAAUUAUUCUGGGCAUUGGUUGCUUAAUUUUUUGUCGUUAUACUUUUGUGCGUAAACGGAGAACAUUCAGAAGAAGACAAGGAAUGGCUCAACCUUAUUUCCCCCCGGAAGUCUUUGAAUUUGAAAAUAGAGUUCCGACACAAAAUAGCACUGGACCAGGACAAGCAUUAUUAACAGAAAACCAGGAUGACAUAGAUGGAGUUCUGACACAAAAUAGCACUGGACCAGGACAAGUAUUAUUAGGAGAAAACCAGGAUGACAUAGAUGGAGAAGGAAGCUUACAAACUCAUGAAGUACCUCUCUCAUCAAAUUCAAUGCAAUCAGAAGCUCAUCUACCAAUAGCAACAAUUACAGAGCAUGUUACAGAAAUUAUAGAUAUGCCACCUCAAAUGCCAGAAAACAGACAGAAUCAUUUAAAUAAUGAAGGACACUUACUCCCUGAUAGAGGAGUCAUUAGCUCAUUUCCUUCUGAUCAAUCACAAAUGCAACCAAAUGAAAAUACUUCGUUGAUUUACGAGAGAACAUCAGAACAAUUACAACCAGAAGAACAAAACACCACAGAUAAUGGAAACUUACAAACUGAAGAUGAUGCUCUCUCUUCAAUGUCACCAGAUUUGCAACAAACGUCAUCAAACGAAGGCACGUGGCAUCAGGCCAGAAUGAAAACCACAAUUAGUGCUGCCUCAGAGACGGAUCAAAUAAUGUUGGAAUGUGCCGUUAAUUUUCUUUUACGGAACUUAGAAAAUCCUGAUGAAUCUUGGACAAAAGAAAAAAUCGUCUCUCACGUUGAAAAGACAAUUCAACAACUCAUAAAUUCAAAUGCAGAAGAACUUUUGAUAUCGUUUAUUAAACGAUUAGAUAGAGAUAAGAAAAUUGCAGCGACAUUAUUAAAAUGUGGAGAAGAAAUGUUUAAACUAAUAUCUUCCUUUCAGGAAAAAUAUGUCGCAAACAAACUUAAAAUCUCUUACGGAUGUGUUUGUGUGACCUUUUGUUUUGCUGAUUCUAGUGAUCUUGAGAAUUAUCUGGAAAAGGUUCGGAAUAAAGAUAAACAUCUUAUUACAGGACUUUCUAAAAUUCUAUUAAAUGAAACUUUUUUAAGGAUUUUCGAUAUUAAUCCUAGGGUUGUUACGUGGAAAGUGUCUGAACUUAAAGUAUAUAAAGGAUCUGAACUGGUCAAAACUGAGACUUUCCUAGAACCAUUAACAGGUUCACAAAAAGUUUUAACAAGGAUAAGUGAAGAAUCAAGCGAGGAAAGUGAGGAUGAAAAGAAAUGUAACAAGUUCAGAUCAAAUGAAAAAAGCAAAUACCCUGGGUACAUGAAGUACAGAACUAGAGCCAAGUCAUUUAAUGAUUGUAACGUCGAUUGGCUUAAAGACAAGAAAGAGGAAUUUGCUAGAUAUGGUUUUCUUUAUCAGGGAGUGGAUCUUAAAACAACCUGCUUUCAUUGUGGAUUCUCUAAGGACAACUGGACAGAAAAGGACGACAUUUUUGCAACCCACUUUUUCUCAGAGAAAUCGUGUGCAUAUGUCCAGUAUCUAAACACGUCAAUUGAAAAAUAUGUGUUUCAUUAAGAGCAUCAGAGUUGAAUGAAAAUUGAUAAAUUGUAUAAUGUAUAAAUUCAAAGCACAUGGAGAAUAUAUGCUUUUGUGAAGAAAAAUGACUGAUGGACGACGCCUCUUUAUCAAAGCAAGGAAUAAUUAAAGGAAACAGAAAAACACAUUUAAAAGGAUCAUCAGGAUACCAGAAAUUAUGGAAAUUGACCUCAAUGCUAUAUUUUGUGCCACAAGUAUAGAUAUCGAAGUGUCAGGUAUUUCAGAGUAUUAAAUGAAAAGCCUUUUGAUAAUUUUACGAUUUGUGAUUUCUGUAAGUCAGAUUCUACAAACUGAAAAUACAUUUAUGCUAGAUGAGGAUCACUGAUAUAUAUAUAAUAUAAUUGUUCUAUAAUGUCCGACGAAGAUUCAUUAUACAUUUGUAUCAAUGAGGGGUUUUUUUCCGUGAGGGUGGUUUACCGUGACCUGACCACGGCAUCGUUACCCACUGGAUGGAGUGGUGAGGAGACGUUCCCAGGGUGGCCCAGUGAAAUGUAGUCACUGGCUGGUGAUGUAUAAUGUUCCUACAGAAAUAUAAGAUUUUACCAUUAUCAACAUUUAAAAAGAAUCUUUAUUGCAGUAAAUGUAAUGCAAAGUUGGUCUCAUCAACUCUUGUUACAACGUUUGAAGGUCAACAGGAGCUAAUGUCUUUUUAUUAUACUUUCAUGUAUAAUAAUGUAUGUAUAAAUCUGAUUGGUUAAAACGUAGUUGAUAAUCUGUUCUAUUACCCUCAGCGUUACCAACACCCUUGGCAACGGGUAACACAACGAAUUGUUACAUGCGUGUACGGUUCGCCAUAAAAUUCACGUCAUUUUUAUUUAAAAACAGUAAAGUUUUCUUUGAAUUUAAGACAUUCGGUAUAAUAAAAUAAAUAGUGCCUGUUUGGGAGGGUAAGAGUUGAAAUUGACACCCCGAGAAAACCAUUGUAAACCGACGCGAAGUUACCCUCCCAAACAGGCACUAUUUAUAUAAUGGUGAUUGAAACAACUAUAAUAUGUCAUUUUAUUUAUUAGUUGAAACAAAUACAAGUACCUGCUUAUUUUCAAAAGUCAUCUUUGUUAGUUUUGUACAAAUCUUCCCAGAUAGCAUGACUUUGUUGGGCCAACGUUGAUCCAAAGCAAGCAAUUACAUUGGCCCAAUGCUUUCAAAAUAAUGUUGACCCAAUGUAGUUUUGCUAAUCGGCCCAGUGUUGGCACCAGGUGUUGUGCCUACAUCGGCACAAUAUCACAUUUGUCGCCCUCCGAUAUUGGUCCCGCGGUGGGCCAAGGUAGAAACAUAUGACCAACACUGGCCCAAUUUUAUGUCAGUAAUGGUCUAUUGUAGGUGCAACAAUACAACUGAGUAAUAUAGACGAAUUCAAAUGAUGGAUUUUUUUUAAUCCCGAAUGCUAACGCCAUGAUUAAAAAUCCUUGUAGUUAAAUAACGGCCGUUCGUUUUUAGCUAGCAUAUGUUCACAGGGUAAAUGUAUAUCCAUACUUUUUAAACUUAGUUCCUCCAAGCUAGAAUAAAGUGAUAAUUCACUCUCUUCUGUUUGUUUUGCUUCAUUUCUAUCUUCAAUUGUUCACAGUCGUCCAAAUAAAAACUGGUUUCCACAAACAUCAAAUUCAAAGUCAGUGGAAAGUUAACCAAACUGGGAGGGGGCAGAUUGAACGUUCUUAAAAAUAAACAAAAAAGUCAAUGUAUAAGAUAGAUUAAUACUUAGACGUUUAUAAAUGGGCUUUAUAUCGGCCGUUAUUUGGGAUAAAUAAUAUUUACAUUUUUUUUUAUUCGCUAGACUGUGGUUGUACAUUUAUUAGACUGUUUGACUCUAGAUCUGUCCUACAAAAUGCGAAAUGGGAGCAGAUUUCGCCAUCUCAACAGAUCAGAUAUUACAAUAACCAUGGAAACUGGCCAGUCUCACGCUGUGAUUACUCUUGCCUUAAUUGCUUGGUCAGUGAAUGUUCUAUCUUUUAUCUCAGGAUCGGCAACUUAAAUUCUACAUUUUAGAACUAUUAUGCUGCAGAAUAAAUCUUGAAAAAUAUCUUCAUUAUAAUUUUGGGCCUUUGCAAACUUCUUUAAAGGAAUAGAAUAAAAAUUAAACUUGCAUAUUU
Molecule: messenger RNA, 4333 nt
Organism: Magallana angulata
Lineage: Eukaryota; Metazoa; Mollusca; Bivalvia; Ostreida; Ostreidae
Exons: 18
Coding region: 147-2225 (692 amino acids)
Source: RefSeq, a predicted model, not a curated record